AUGGACGAAGCCCGCAGAAUUGGCCCUCUGGGCAAUACCCCUCCAGUAUUCAACAUCAAUCUGUUAUUGCCUCCAUCUGAGCGCUAUGUGGAGCUCGCACGCCUAUACCGAGACCGGAUGCGAGCUCUGCGAGGCAUGUUUGACGAGCUGGUCCAAUCCAUCUCCUCAAAGAUCCCCUUGAAGCUAGUUCACAGGCUUGCCCGCUUAUUCCUACGCAAACUCUAUACCCACGAAGAAACAGAGGAGCUUCGCGGCAUCAGCCGUGUCACAGAAAUCGACAUGUACCUCCUAAUCAGUCUGAACACGGUCCUCGAUCUCCUGAUGGGCUGUACGAGCGGUGGUGUACGGACCACAGAUGGACAUGGGACGAGAAUGCUCCAUUUCCGAACUUUGGAUUGGGGAAUGGACCCGUUGCGUGACCUGAUUGUUCAACUUGAGUUUAGAAGGGGAGACGACCCAACGCUGCUUGCAACGACAGUCACGUACGUUGGAUACGUGGGUGUUCUUACGGGCGUAAGGAAGGGUCUUAGUGCUUCGCUGAAUUUUCGACCUAUUCACGACACAUCGAAGAAUUUGGCUUUCUAUUCUAAUCAUCUUCUUGUGCUUCUUGGGAUGCGACAAUCCAUAUCAUCGCUGCUGCGGGAAUGUAUCUUCACUUUUCCAUCUGGGUCGCAGCCCGAGAGUAGAGGAUUAUCGACACUCGAAGGAAUCGUCGCAAAUGUUCCCAGUAUGCCAACGACGGCUGCCUACUUCAUCUUCAGCAAUGGGACCACCACAGUGACGAUGGAGAAAGAUUAUCGUACGGCAAUCGUGCGCUCCUCGUCAUCAUUCAUUGUCACUACAAACCACGACCAGCAGUCAGAAGCAUCACUCAAGGCUAUUGCCGAAGACAAAAGACAAAAUCAUGCAGGUCUAACGUUGGUCUCGGGUGGCAUUGAGGCCAUGGCGGACUUGAUUGAAGACAGCAAUGAGAGACGUGACUGCAUACAAGCGAAAUGGGACAAAAAACUGAAGAAGCAUAUGCAAGGCCGGGACAGGAUUGAAAGGCAGGAAGCAGAGCAAAACCAGGCGCAUCAAUCUCAAGGAACAAGAUCAUCACUACGUCUGAGACGGAAAAAGGAAGAUGACGCCAAGGUGGAGCGGAGACAGGGCUCUAUGUCUCAUUCCGAUUACAAUGGCCUGGCCAUCACGCAAAAAGAAGCAAUAUCGUGGCUCACGACUUACCCAGUUCUGAAUGAAGAGACCCAUUACGCUGGUAUCAUGGACCCAUGUGAAGGUAGCUUCGUCUGGGUGAAGCGGUACGAUCCAAAUGAAUGGGAGGGUUGA
Molecule: messenger RNA, 1326 nt
Organism: Penicillium maclennaniae
Lineage: Eukaryota; Fungi; Ascomycota; Eurotiomycetes; Eurotiales; Aspergillaceae
Exons: 1
Coding region: 1-1326 (441 amino acids)
Molecular function (GO): hydrolase activity, acting on carbon-nitrogen (but not peptide) bonds
Source: RefSeq, a predicted model, not a curated record